AUGAGUGCUGUUGAGUUUCUUGUCAGAGCAGAAGCAAUUACCAAACCAUCAAUAUUAUGUGAUGUUGGAGGAAAACUCUCUCCAACGAUUUUAACAAUGAAUUUAUUAGUCAUUGUUAUCUUUGCAUUUGAUACUAUUGGAAAAAAUGUUCUAAAAACUGAAUCCCAGAAUUUUAUAUUAUGGUGCACGAUCUUUGUGAUUUCGUGGAUUGCAUCUACUUUUGGAUUGAAUCGAUAUGGCCUUUUAGAAUUGUGUAAUCUUUUGACCAUUUUCAAAUUGGAGAAUAAUUCUGCUUCAUAUCAAACCUUUUUAUCAGCACUUUUGCUUAUAGGUGCACAUAGUGGAGGAAUAUUAAACUCUAUAUUGCUUUUAAUAAAACAACACUGUGACAUGGAUCUCGAUGAUGAAAUUAGCAACAUUGAAAAGAAUUGCGACCUUGUUACUUUUGACAAAAGCGUGGUUAAUUAUCCCAAUAACAAUAACAUUGAAAAUGAAACCGAAAAGAACGGUGAUAUUAAUUCCACUAAAUUGAUUCUUACUUCAAUGAAAUCAUACGGGACCAUGCAUGGCUAA
Molecule: messenger RNA, 573 nt
Organism: Cetraspora pellucida
Lineage: Eukaryota; Fungi; Glomeromycota; Glomeromycetes; Diversisporales; Gigasporaceae
Source: the annotation of a GenBank genome assembly